AUGACGGCCGGUCGUGAUGAAGAAAAGUCCUCUGCUCCUCCGAGCGAGACGCCCGAUGUGAUUAUUGUGGACUGGGACGGACCCGAGGACUCCAAGAACCCAUACAACUGGUCGAGCCGCAAGAAAUGGCUCAACAUAAUGUUAGCCCUCGUGACGACCUACACGGCUCAAAUGAACGGCACAAUGAUCACCGUUGCGCACGAUGCCAUAAAUAGUGAAUUCCACGUCAGCGAUUCCAGCUUCCCAAAUUCAUACUGGCCUGUUGCUUCCUGGACGAUGGGUGGCGUCGUCUUUUCCCUCCUUAUCCUCCCCAUCAUGGAGGACUUUGGGAUCCGGCGCACAUUUUUAAUCACCCAUUUUUGUUUAAUCAUCUUCAUCAUUCCCCAGGCGCUGGCACGGAAUUUUGCCACGCUGGUUGUUGUCCGUUUUUUCGCCGGCGGCUGCGUCGCGGUACUCGGCAAUGGUUCGGCCAGCAUCAUCGGCAACAUGUUUGAGACGGAAAUGGCACGAACGAAGCCAGUCGCUAUAUGGAUUGUUGCAUAUCUUGGUGGGAGUAGUUCCGGUCCAGUGGUCGGUGCAUCGAUCUUCCAAUUCCUUUCUUGGCGAUGGAUAUCCUACUUGCAGUUGAUCUGGUGCGGAGUGCUGUGUGUGAUGAAUGUCUUGCUUUUGAAGGAAACCAGAGGAACUGUCAUCCUACAGCGCCGCGCAAGAAGCCUGCGGGCCAUGGGGAAGAAUGCAUACACGCGACAUGAACUUCAGGCGGAGCCUAUAAGUCAGGUGUUACUCACCAGUCUCCGACGGCCUCUCAAGAUGCUCUGCACCGAGUACGUUGUCUUCUUUGCCACGCUAUGGUCGGCCUUCACCGUUGGAACGCUGUACCUUUUCACACAAUCCGUCGAACAAGUUUUUGUGGAGCUCUACGACUGGACCCCGGUACAAGCAGGGUAUGUCCAGGCAGCCAUUGUGAUUGGAGAGGUUUGCGCAUGGUUAUUCUCUUCAUUCUCUGCGCGCCUGUACUUCAAUUCCGCGAAGCGGAACACAGAGAUCCCCGGGGUGCCCAUUCCCGAGGCCCGGCUCUAUCUGUCCAUCGGGGGAGGUAUAUUUGGAUUUGCAGGCGGCAUGUUCGUGUAUGGAUGGACGUCGUACCCCUCAUUACCGUGGAUUGCUCCAGCCGUGGGGCUUUGGAUGGUCGGUCUUGGUAGCAUUGUGGUUGUCAGUGGGAUCGCAGACUACGCUGUUGACGCGUACUCCAAGUACGCUGGCAGCGCGAUGGCCUGUUUCGUGGUGGGUGAAAACACCGUCUCCGCUUUUCUUCCCCUUGCCACCAGCAGUAUGUACAGAACACUCGGGUUUCAGUGGGCUAGUACGCUGUUGGCAUGUAUCAGUCUAUUGUUGACAUUGGCACCUUUGUCAUUCAUUGUCUGGGGAAGGCAGAUCAGACAGAACAGUCCAUUCAUGGCCGAGGCUAUGCUUACCAAACAAGCGGAGAUCAUGCAUGAGAUUAGCUCCGGAUCACCGAGGGAGAUUCGAGAAAGGAACCCUGACACGGAUAACAACAUGACACACGUUGUAUGA
Molecule: messenger RNA, 1575 nt
Organism: Aspergillus heteromorphus CBS 117.55
Lineage: Eukaryota; Fungi; Ascomycota; Eurotiomycetes; Eurotiales; Aspergillaceae
Product: putative MFS multidrug transporter
Exons: 2
Coding region: 1-1575 (524 amino acids)
Biological process (GO): transmembrane transport
Molecular function (GO): transmembrane transporter activity
Source: RefSeq, a predicted model, not a curated record